AUGGCUGCAUCCGCGAUGACGCCCACUAAGCAUUCCUCCGGCGAGGACCUGCCAGAGGCCACUGCCUCGCCAGCGGAGGCUGUAUCGGAAGUAUACAUUGAUCCUGAGCGAGAGAGGAGCAUCGUGCGCAAGUUCGACUGCUACAUGCUUCCUCAGUUUGUCAUAAUCAUGAUCCUCAGCCACCUGGACAGGACCAAUAUCGGAAACGCCCGAGUGUUUGGUUUCGAGGAGGACCUAAAGCUGCAGGGCAACGAGUUCGGCAACCUCUCGUCCCUCUUCUACACGACGUACGUCGUGUUCGAGCUGCCGUGGGUCCUGGCCGUGAAGCGCUGGGGCGCAAACCUGGUCAUUGCCGUCGCCAUCGUCGGCUGGUCGGCCGUGACCAUCGGCACGGGCUUCAUCCACAACUACCACGAGGGCAUCGUGUGCCGCCUGAUGCUCGGCAUAGCCGAGGCGGGCAUCUUUCCCGCGCUGUCCUUUGUCAUCUCGACCGUCUACCCGCGCCACAGCCAGGGCAAGCGCAUCGCCGCACUCUACGGCGCCAUAGCCCUGUCCGGCGCGUUUGGCGGCGUCAUCGCCCACGGCAUCCAGUCCAUGGGCGCCCGGCUCGGGCUGGAGGCUUGGCGGUGGCUGUUCAUCAUCGAGGGCGCCAUCUCGGUCGCCUUUGGCAUGCUCUGCUGGGUUUCGUUGCCGCGCUCGGCGCAGAGCGCGUGGUUCUUGGAUGAAGACGACCGCAGGCUGAUGCGGGACCGGGCGGAGCGUGAUGUCGCCUAUACGGGGUCCAAUGAGGAGUUUUCGUGGGAUUAUGUCUGGAUGGCUGUUUUGGAUCCCAUGGUCUGGGUUGCGGGCCUCAGCUUGUUCUGCGCGGGUAUGCCAAUGUUCGGUUUCGGCAUCUUCCUCCCCACCCUCAUCCGUGGGAUGGGCUUUCAGUCGGGCUCGGUAAACUACCUCACGAUCCCCGUCUACAUCGUGGCGUGCGUCAUCCUGGCCUGCUUCACGUGGCUGUCUGACCAUCUGCGGCGGCGCGCCGUCGUCGCCGUCUCGGUCCCCUUCGUCGUCGUGAUCGGCUACGCGAUCGCCAUCGGCACGCCCAGCGUCGGCGCGGGGUUCUUUGCCAUGUUCUUGUGUUCGGGCGUCUACACGUACAACACGCUGCUCGUCGCCUGGGUCUCCAACAACAUCAAGCCCGACCACAAGCGCAGCGCCGCGCUGCCCAUCUUCGUCUCCAUCGCAAACAUCUCGGGCGUCCCCGCGAGCUUGGUUUAUCCGCCCUCGACUGGUCCGCGGUACGUUAUGGGCAACGCUGUCAGCUUGGCCAUGGAAUUGGCUGCUGCUUUUGGCAUCGUCGUUAUUUAUGCCAUGCUGAGGAGACGUAACAAUAUCAAGGCCAAACAAAGGGCCGAGGGCGUGACUGACAAUGGCGAGAAGGGCGAUAAAUCCUUGGAUUUUGACUAUAUCCUAUGA
Messenger RNA from Pyricularia pennisetigena, 1464 nucleotides. RefSeq lists its product as uncharacterized. Bases 1 to 1464 code for a protein of 487 amino acids. NCBI's taxonomy places the organism in Eukaryota, Fungi, Ascomycota, Sordariomycetes, Magnaporthales, Pyriculariaceae. Gene Ontology annotation, molecular function: transmembrane transporter activity. Gene Ontology annotation, cellular component: membrane. The record is from RefSeq and is a predicted model, not a curated record. Gene Ontology annotation, biological process: transmembrane transport. The transcript has 4 exons.